AUGGAAGAAGAGUGUGGUGCAUUUGCAGCAGACUGUGUUGUCCUUACAUGCUGCUGCCAAUGCCUUGUGUUACAAGUCACUUGCUUUGUCUUGUUCAAGGUUCCACGUAAACUUGGGCAGAAGAUUAAGAAGUUUGUGAAGAGAAGAUGUGGAAAAACCUUGAUACAAACAAGGGAGGAGGAUGUCGUGAAAGAGGAGCAUUGGUAUGGAAAUAGGAUUGUCUUUGAAGAAGGCUCAUCAAGAUCUAAUUGCAUUGAAGAAGAGAUUGAGAGAACGUUGCAAGAACUGUCGAUGAAGGAAGAGUUCAGUUUUGGAAGCUUCUGGCGCGAUGAAGAUUCUUCUGACAUUCUAGAUGUCGUCGUAUAGCGAAACAGCAGAAAUCAAUACAUAUUUUCUGUGCCUAUAGCAUUCAUGUUGUGUUCUUGAUCAAAAUAUCUUUCUUGAAAGACAAUAUGAAGCUAAGUAACUAGGACAAGGCUGUAAUAUUU
Eruca vesicaria subsp. sativa (arugula) is the source of this 488-nucleotide messenger RNA. The record is from the annotation of a GenBank genome assembly. NCBI's taxonomy places the organism in Eukaryota, Viridiplantae, Streptophyta, Magnoliopsida, Brassicales, Brassicaceae.